Ylistrum balloti is the source of this 504-nucleotide messenger RNA. RefSeq lists its product as uncharacterized. NCBI's taxonomy places the organism in Eukaryota, Metazoa, Mollusca, Bivalvia, Pectinida, Pectinidae. The transcript has a single exon. Bases 1 to 504 code for a protein of 167 amino acids. The record is from RefSeq and is a predicted model, not a curated record.
AUGAAAACCAAAGACCCUUCCCACAUUAAAGCCAAAGACCCAUCCCACACCAUGAAAACCAAAGACCCUUCCCACAUUAACGCCAAAGACCCAUCCCACACCAUGAAAACCAAAGACCCUUCCCACAUUAAAGCCAAAGACCCAUCCCACACCAUGAAAACCAAAGACCCUUCCCACAUUAAAGCCAAAGACCCAUCCCACAUUAAAACCAAAGACCCUUCCCACAUUAAAGCCAAAGACCCUUCCCAAAUUAAACCUAAAGACCUUUCCCACAUUAAAGCCAAAGACCCAUACCUCACAUCAUAUAGAGCCCAUUGUUUCAUGCAUGGUACAUUCCUGCCUUUCCCACUAAAGAUGGUCCACAACCGAGGUUCUGUCCCUACUCCUAAGGUGGUGUCUCCUCCAGCCUUCAGUAUUCCUCCCCUCCCAUCAAAUCCCAAACCUCCAGUACCACAUCCCCUCCAGAUCUACCAGGUGGGCAUUCUCGAGAACUUAAAUCCAUAA